AUGGCAACAAUACGUCCGCCAAAUGGUCCAUCAUUUCCUGAUAAAAUGAACAAUUCAAUUUUUCCUCCCAUAUCUCACUCGAUAGCAAAUGGUUUAACUCCUCCAAUAUUCCCGCCAAAUUCUUCAACAUUAUCUUCUCAAUCCAAUCAACAUACAUAUCAAACUAAUACACCUAUCUUUCCUCCAACACAACAAUAUCAAUCAACUUUAACCAAUCAACAGAAUUCAAGUCCAACACUACCAUCAAAUAUCUAUAAUACAAAAAUGAAUCCGACUCCAGCAGCAACAAAUAUUUAUAAUCCUCUUUCAAAUCAUCAAUAUAUAUCAUCUGUACCACCAACAACACAUAGUCCAUCUUCACAACCAACCAUUCGUCCAAUGUAUCCUUCACCAGCAUCUGCUUAUCGUCCUCAAGUACAACAAACUCAAAUUGUUCCACAAACAACAUAUCCUCAAAUGACGAACCAAAAUUCUCAACCAUUACCACCACCACCACCUCCACCUUCAUCAACUUAUCCUUAUCCACAUUACAAUAGCAAUUCAAAUACUUCUGCGACCACUAAAACCACUCCGUAUUUAGCAUCUACCUAUCCCGGACAGGUAGGACAAAUACCACCUUUACCACAACCAAUGCCUUAUGCCAUGGGUGGUAGUACAGCUACUACCGAUAAUCAACAAAUUAAUAAUAUGAAUGGUCCUAUUUCCAAUAAUAAUAACUUAAUGGAUUUGCUUAAAGUAAAAAGUGUUGUUAGUCCAUUUGCUGAAGAACUACCAAUAUCGCCAUUAUUGAAUGAAGAAAAUCAACAAAUGAAUUGUAGUCCAGAAGUAAUGCGAUGUAGUCUUAAUGCUAUUCCACAAACAAAAGAUUUACUUAAUAAAAGUCGUCUUCCACUUGGCGUUCUUAUUCAUCCAUUUAAAGAUCUUGAAAGUUUAAGUGUUAUUCAAGGUACAAAAAUCGUUCGAUGUGAUGCAUGUAAAAGUUAUAUUAAUCCAUUUGUUAUAUUCCAAGAUACUACACGAUGGCGUUGUAGUAUCUGUUUUCGUCUUAAUGAUUUACCGCAAGAAUUUCUAUUUGAUCCAGUAACUAAAACAUAUGGUGAUCCAAGUAGAAGACCAGAAGCUCGAUUUGGUACUGUUGAAUAUACAGCUUCAUCAGAUUAUAUGGCUAGACCACCACAACCAGCUAUGUAUUUAUUUUUACUUGAUGUUUCACAUAAUGCUGUUCAAACAGGCUAUCUUCAACCAUUUUGUGAUAUUUUAUUUGAAAAUUUAAGUAGUUUACCAGGUGAUGCACGUACAAAAAUAGGUUUUAUAUCUUAUGAUAGUCGAAUACAUUUUUACGAUUUAUCCGAUCGACAAAAUGGUACAUUUCGUAUUAUGGUUGCACCUGAUAUAGAAAAUAUUGAAAAUAAAUUAGAUGAAUUUCUUCCUUUACCUGAUGGUUUAAUGGUAACAUUAUGUGAUUGUCGAACAAUAGUUGAAACAUUUCUUAAUGAAUUACCAAAAGUUUAUCAAAAUAAUCCUGAAACUGAUUCAGCCUUAGGUACAGCUCUUCUUAUAGCUGGAAAAUUACUUUAUAAUACUGGUGGUCGAGUUACGGUUAUUCAAACACGAAUACCUAAUAUAAAUCCCGGUGCUUUAAAUGAGAAUGUAGGAAAAGAACCAACAUCUAUUGGACCAACAACAGAUUAUUAUAAAAAAAUUUCACUUGAUUAUGCAUCACAACAAAUAGCUUGUGAUUUAUUUCUUCUCAAUAGUCAUUACAUUGACUUAACAACAUUAAGUAUGCUUGAUCUAUUUUUGAAAAUAGGCUAUAAGAUUUUGACUACAGAACGGGAUAUAUAUAUAUGGGCUUGUGAAGAAAGACGUCUUCCAUUAAAUCACGUAUACACUAUCAAAUUCUACUACGUAUCGUUGUCAUGUUCAUAG
Rotaria sp. Silwood2 is the source of this 1929-nucleotide messenger RNA. The record is from the annotation of a GenBank genome assembly. Lineage: Eukaryota; Metazoa; Rotifera; Eurotatoria; Philodinida; Philodinidae.